Messenger RNA from Rhizophagus irregularis DAOM 181602=DAOM 197198, 929 nucleotides. RefSeq lists its product as uncharacterized. The record is from RefSeq and is a predicted model, not a curated record. Gene Ontology annotation, cellular component: Sec62/Sec63 complex. Gene Ontology annotation, biological process: post-translational protein targeting to membrane, translocation. Lineage: Eukaryota; Fungi; Glomeromycota; Glomeromycetes; Glomerales; Glomeraceae.
GUGGCAGUAUUAAAAAAAUUUUUUAUCGUGAAAUUUUUUUUUUAUUCGUAAACCAAAUUUUACUACUGUAUUUAUAACUAGAUAUUAAAACCUUUUUUUUCUUUAAUAUUUAACAAUCAUGUCGUCGUCAUGGGUGGUUACUGUUAUAUAUGUAGGAGGAAUGUUAAUUGUGAUGAGCACAUUUUCUUAUAUAUGGCGUAGACGAAAAGCUGCAUCAGCACCUAUCGUACCAUGGUUUCCUGAUAACACAGCUCUAGAUACUUAUAUUUCUCUAUUACAAGCUGAUCCUCCUGCCACUGAGCUACAAUUAAAAUCUGCAUUAUUGCGUAGAGCUAUGACAGAUGUUGAAAGGGCAAUGAAACUCAGGGAAGAUCGUCCAGCUCUUCAUUCUUUAAUACAAAAGGGUGCUGUGGGUGAUGAAUUAUGGAAUUCUUUUUUACAAGCUGAACAAGAACUUCAAAACGACAUUAUGGAAGUUACUCGAGAAGCUGACACUUUUAAAAAAGAUUGGGGUCAAACAAUUUUUCAUACUGCUAACGAAAUGGUUCAACACGAAAAACAUAAAAAAAUUUCCGACCAAAUUAAAGAAUUAAAAGAUAAAGAAGAAAGAGAUUUUAAGAAAAGAGGGGAAAGAGAAAAAAUUGAGGAGGCUGAAAAUGAAAAGAGAGAAAAGGCUAAAUUGGAAAAGGAAAGAAAGAAAGCUGAGGAAGAAUUAUUAAAAAUGGAAGAAUCCGAAAAGAAAAAAGGAAAAGAUGUUAAAGGGAAAAAUAAAAAGAAAUAAGGAGGAAAGAUUAAUAUUAAAGAUUUAAAAUUAUUAAUAUUAAUAAUAGCUAGUUAUUUAGAGAAUAAUAAUGAACUAUUUGGACUUAGUUCCCUCAGAUAUAGAUACGAACUGAUCAAUUAAUUCACGUUGUUUAGUUGUAAGUGUU